UUCAGUGCGCGCAAAGAGAAUGGCACGCUUUAGUUGUGAGGCGACAACGAUGAAAUCGGAGUAAUGCGGCGUGAAUAAUAACGAAGACUAGAUCUAGAUCAACUUUCUCGGUCCUGUGAACAGCAUCGUCGUGGUGACGUAUAUUUGUUUGCCGUUUUCGCCUCGUGCGUGAAAAUAUCAACAGAAGAUGGAAGAUGAAAAGAUUACAGUGACAGAGGAGGACUGGUCUGAUUUCUAUGAAAACUAUAACUAUUCAGACUGGAACAGCUAUUAUGAGGGGAGUGAAAUGUAUGACCUAACUGAGGUUGUGAAUUUUGAAGCUGUGUUCAUACCAGUUCUGUACUCUGUGGUGUUUGUUGUUGGUCUAAUUGGGAAUGGAUUGCUGUUGGGAAUACUGGCUCGGAGUAGGAAGACCUGGAGUGUGACAGAUAUUUUCAUCCUCCACCUGGGAGUGGCAGAUAUCCUGAUGCUGGUGACGCUGCCCAUCUGGGUUGCACAGUAUAUGCAAAGUGAUGGAUGGACAUUUGGUACUCCCCUGUGCAAGAUCACUGGAAGUGUUUUUACAAUCAACUUCUACAGUGGGAUCCUUCUCCUGGCCUGCAUCAGUCUGGACCGCUACCUGUCCAUCGUCCAUGCUACGCACAUUUACUCGCAAAAGAAGCCUUGGGUUGUUCAGGCCAGCUGCCUGAUGGUGUGGUUCUUUUCCCUGCUUCUCUCCAUCACUGACUGGAUCUUUUUAGAAGAUGUGUUCGAUGAUAGACGAGGCAGGAGAGAGUGUGUUCACGAGUAUUACAAAUUUGGUGAGAAUGCAGUAUAUUAUUGGAGGUUGGCAUCACGCAUGAUUUAUCUCAUAGUGGGCUUUGUGCUUCCUUCCGGUGUCAUGAUUUUCUGUUACUCCCGCAUCCUGGAUCAGCUGAGGUGUGGAGCCCAGAGCCUUCAAAAGCAGAGAGCUUUUAAAGUUAUUGUGGCUGUGGUGGUGGUUUUCUUUAUUUGCUGGACCCCGUACAACAUCACACUCUUAGUGGAAGUGUUUAAUUUUGAAAGAAAUAAUACACUUUUUUCAGGCAGAACAUCUCUGGAGAAAGCAAAGACAGUGACCACCUGUGUGUGUUUCAUUCACUGCUGCCUCAAUCCCAUCCUGUAUACCUUUGUGGGUGUAAAGUUCUGCUGUUAGUUUCUGAGCAUCCUCAGGUCUCUGGGCUGCAGGGUGGCAAGUGCAAAAAUCCAGUGUUUUGUCAGCAACAGAAGCUGAGAAAGUUUAUUCCACAACUGAGAAACCUAAGUACUAAACGCUGCCUCACCUGGUUUGGUUCUAGACCUAAGAAGACCUAAGAGCCUCACAAACUUCAAGUAGAUCAGCAGUAUAUUUAGAUCCAAUACCCUCAAUGCUUUAUAAACCAUUAACAGUAUUUUACAAUCAAUCCCUUUACACACAGGAAGCCAGUACAAUAAUUUAAAAUUUAUUUGAAAAUGAUCAAUUUUUACUGGUGUUAGUCAGAAACCUAGCAACAGCAUUUUGGCUAUACAUUAAGUUAAAUUAAAACCAAUAAAAACAACAAUUACAAAAAAUAUCUUACUAAAAAUAAAUGCAGAAAUAAGCAUUUUAGUAUCUUUUUUUUGCCACAAGACUCUUAAUUCUAUUCUUAAGCUGGAAGUGGAUUUCGUAUUGGUCUUUGUAUGGCUAUUAAAAUCAGCAUCCAUAACUAUGCUAAAAAAUUUUUUUUCAAAUGAUCUGUUGUAUUGAAUUUCAUUGACUUUCAUUUUUGGGACCAAAAAUGAUUACUUCUGUUUAUCAGCAUUAAGCUGAAGAAUAUUAUGGCUCAUCCAUUCAUUCAUUUGUUAUUACCCAGUAACUGCAAUGGACUAAAAUUAUAGGCUGACACUGAAAUAUACGAAAAAUGCUAUUUGUUUUUUGCAAAAAAAUAAUAAUUCUGAAGCACAACUUUUAACUAAAUUAAACUGAUAAUUGUUUUCAGGUUUAGUCUUUGAUUUUACAGGAAUAUUUACAGAAAGUGUGACAACCUUACUUAGAUGCUUAUUCAGUAAAGUUUUUCAUCAUAUACAUAUUUUCACACUAGUGUAAAUACAUUCAAUGAAGCUUUCUACGCACUGUUCUUGAGCUAAUAUUAAGGCCACAUGAAGUUUGGAGGUCUAUAUUGACUGAUUCUGCAGAAGGUUCACGAACCCAUACCCAACUGCUGAGCCCACUUUGUGAUUUUAGGUGGGCUACCUCUUUGUGGCUGCUGUUCUCAACCACUUCCAUUUUGUUAUAAUACCACUAACAACUGACUUUGGAAUAUUUAGAAGUGAGGAAAUUCCACAACUUGACUUGCUGCACAGGUGGCAUCCUAUCACAAUACCACACUGGUAUUCACUGAGCUCCUGAGAGCGAGCCAUUCUCUCACAAAUAUUUGUAGAAGCAGUCUGCCCGCCUGUUUUCAUACACCUGUGGCCGUGGAAGCAACCAGAACAGCUGAAUUCAAGAAAUUAGAUGGGUGAGGGAAUACUUUUGGCAAUAUAGUGUCUCUAAAAAAGACAAAAAUAACUAAUUUUGACUGAGCUUACAAACUAACAUAUGCGAACACGAAGUCAAAAACAUCAAAACAUGCAACAUGCUUUAUUAUUGUGGAGAGCUACUAUUUUACCUUAAAAGGUUUUAUACAACAUGUAUUUAUUUGUAGGUUGAUUUAUAUUUUAUAUGUGUACAGAAUCAUUAUUAAAAAUAAUACAAACAAGUCAGUUUUUAAUACAGUACACUCACAGAACCAAAAGGCCAAUUAAAGAAAUCUUACGGACUUAAUCAUCGUUAAAGUUAUACAAGGGCAGCUAUCAAAACCGAAAGAUAGCUUAGCAACCCAUCAAACAGUUGCUACUUUUCUUUGAUUAGCACUACUCGUUUCUAGGUUUCAGUUUCCAUUUGACACCAGUUGAGUAAUUUGUUAAAUUUUCUUUAUUUGACAGGGUUAUGAAAUGUGUAAAUCUAAAGUGGAACCACGACCUGCACACAGAUUCCAUAAAAGUUGAUAUCAUAUAUUUAUCUUCAUUUUAUUAACAAAAAAAGAAGGGUAACAAGGAGAGAGAAAAUUGUAGUUUUACAGCAAAUUUAUAAAUGGGUUCAGUUAUCUCUGCUGUAGUUAGUUCCAGACAUCUUAAAUGCACAAUUUAAAUAUAUGAAGUGCAGUUACAUUUCAUGUAUUUAGACAGAUCAGGAUUAUUUUAUAGCUCUGUAAAAAUGUAAGCUACAUUUUUAAAUGAGGCCUGAAACCUAAUUCUCAGCGUCUUGGAAAAAAGAGUAAAUAAAAAGUAAAACUGAAAUUUUAAAGUUAUUAUUAUUUUUCACAAAAAUACUUUUUCAAAACAACAUUAAUGAUUUUCUAUAAAAAAACAUCAAACUUCAUACACAGCACAAGGUAGAGGAGGUAUUUUUUGGUUUUGUUUUUAGUGUUUGUGCGAGCUUCCUCUUUAGCUGAUUUAGAUGCUUUUAUCGGCACUGCUGGAGGUAGAGCUCUUUUACUGGUCAGAUUCUUAUGAUCUACGAUAUCAGAGACUUCUAGUUUGGUAUGUUUUUAUUUUUAUGCCUAUAUCAUUUUAUUAUUGAUAUAUAUUUUUUAUAUAUAUUUUAUCAUCCUAUGCUGGCUAUUUCACAUUUUUCACGAGUAUGUCAUUAGUCUAAAAUUUGGGUGAACACCAUAUUAUGCAUUUUAACUACACUGACCACUCUCUUUAUAUGUUAAUUAUGAGUUUAAGAAUUUACUAAAUAAUAAUUGAAUUUUGACACAGAAAGGUUGUUUGGUGUUGUUUUCAGUUGGUUUGUUUUUCUGUUUGUAUACACACCUUUAGUUAUUAGUGACAAACUACAGCAUAUUAAACUGUGAUGUGACGUGAAGGGUGAUAUUUUUGUAUAACAUAUUUUUUUUUAACAUUCAGUACGUUUAUGACAUUAUGUUUAUGACACUCUAGAUCCUUCUGACUCUUAAUUUGUUGCAAAAUGUGAAUUUACAUGCUUCCUCUUGGUUGAUGUAUUUCAGUUUCUCUUCCCUAAAUUGUACCAGAAAAUAAAAGAAGAAGAAGAUUGAAUACAAAACAGUUAAAAUAAAUUAAUAAAUUAAAAAAUAAACCAAUAGUAUGACUAAAA
Messenger RNA from Oreochromis aureus, 4135 nucleotides. RefSeq names its product C-X-C chemokine receptor type 3-like. The transcript has 3 exons. Bases 188 to 1174 code for a protein of 328 amino acids. Gene Ontology annotation, molecular function: chemokine receptor activity. NCBI's taxonomy places the organism in Eukaryota, Metazoa, Chordata, Actinopteri, Cichliformes, Cichlidae. The record is from RefSeq and is a predicted model, not a curated record. Gene Ontology annotation, biological process: G protein-coupled receptor signaling pathway; chemotaxis; immune response. Gene Ontology annotation, cellular component: membrane.